Molecule: messenger RNA, 3103 nt
Organism: Sinocyclocheilus anshuiensis
Lineage: Eukaryota; Metazoa; Chordata; Actinopteri; Cypriniformes; Cyprinidae
Product: interleukin-3 receptor class 2 subunit beta-like
Exons: 14
Coding region: 290-2236 (648 amino acids)
Biological process (GO): cytokine-mediated signaling pathway
Cellular component (GO): external side of plasma membrane
Molecular function (GO): cytokine receptor activity; protein binding
Source: RefSeq, a predicted model, not a curated record
UGUUUUUACGCUACAAAGCUCCAUUAGUGGGUUACGGGUAGAUGGUCAGGUUCACCCCAAACGAGUAGUUUUAUAUACAAGACGUGCUGUAUGAAGAUCUACAGCGGUUUUUAAGAUGUUCACCUGUUCCUGGAAGUGCUCCAUUCAUUAAAAGAUGGAUUUUCAAUUCUUCAUUGAAAGAUGGAUUUGGAGGUCACCAUGCUUUUGUCACAAACAAUAUCUUGAAAGUAACCAGAAAAAUCACCUGCUGUAAAAAGCGCCGGGCCUCUGAUCUCGGAUCUCAGCUACAAUGUUCUCCACAUGGAUUCUGCAUAUGGUUGGAUUUGCUCUGCUGGUCAGGGGGGGCAUCAGUGAUGACAAGUGUCCUCAUCAUGACGUCAAGCCUGGGAAAGAAUCUGCAGUGCUGGAUUCCUUGCAGUGCCACAAUGACUACAUGAGCUAUGCACAGUGCACAUGGGAGGUCGAUCCACAAUUUCAUCCACAAGAAAACACGCAUGAAUUGUACUACUGGGACGCACAUAUAGACGAAGAUACACUUUGCGUCUCGAAUGCAUCUGGUGUGCUUUUAUCCAAUGGGAAGAUCUCUCACGUGUGCCGCUAUAACUCUGAGAGGUUUAACUUACAUACAAGUCACAUUCUAUACUUCAAAAUGCCCUGUGUGCACAGAGCCACAACUCUCAGAGUUGCUCAGCAUGGAAAAGUUAAGGCCCCAAUUGAUUUGACAGAGAGGGUGGCUGAUGGCGGAGGUCGUCUGCUGUCCUGGAGAAGCCCAUAUCCUGUAUCCUCAAAUAUCACAGGAACUCUUGUGUACCAGCUUCAGUAUCGCAGAUACAUGCAUGACUGGACUAUUGUGGAUAACACCAGUGCUUCUGAGUAUAUGAUUGACAAGGAGUCACUGUUGUCUGGUUACCAUUAUCAAGCCAGAGUGAGGGCGCGAGGUCCAGUGGGACUCUGGAGUGACUGGAGCCCCCUGGUGUCCUGGAAGACUCACAAUGAUGGAGUCUUUAACCUGCAGUGCGUGAUAGCGGGAGAAACAACUGUGACGUGUACCUGGCAAAUGAAGACAGAACAUUAUCAGUUUAUGUCUUAUCAUCUCUGGUGCAGUAAUAGUGAUAAUCUCUCCGUUUGUUGUGAAAAUCCUCAGCUGAAGUCGAGAGACGUUGAGCUUUCUGAGUUCAUGUGUUCGGUAAAAACCCCUGACCCUUACCUGUUAACAGUGGAGCUGAGACAAGUGUACCACGCUAGGACGUUCCCUACUUCAAAGCACAUUAAACUUUCACAACCUGACCAAAUCCAUGUGAGGGAAGGCGAUGGUGUUUUCAUACUGAACUGGUCUAAACCAGUUGUUUCCAUAGAUAUUCAGUUCUCCAUCCAGCUAAAAAUCUCGACCAACAAGACCUCAGAAAUUUGUACACUUUCUGAAGGGGAGAGCAAUUUUGACCUUUACUUUACGAAUCUAUAUCCUUCAACUGAAUACCAGGCCCAGAUCAGAUUACUACCUAAACCUGACGAUACUUAUGUCAUUGAGCCAUCAGAAUGGUCGCAACCAGCAGUGUUCAAAAUUAAGCCAGUUUCAUCAUCCAUCAGCCCUGUAAUCUACAUUUUGACUACUGUGUUUGUGGGCGUGCUUUUUUUCGUCACCUUGUACAACGGGCUACCAGUCUUACACAGAAGGAUCAAGAUUUGGAAAGGAUCGAUUCCAUCACCCAUAAAGAGCAAAGUGCUGGAGGGGAUGGUAACGACUCCCGGUGGAUGGCCAAAUCUCCAGAGUGAGAAAGAGACAACCUCCAUCUGUGUACUACUGGCUGCAGACAAUGUCAGUCUCUGCAAAAGCAGUGAAGAUGCUGUUAAAAUGGCAAGGUCAGGUGGAUCAAACCACUUGCACGCCUAUGUGGGGGAAGGCAUGUGCAAAGACAAAUCAGGCAUGAACUUCAGCGGGCCUUAUAUUCUGUGCUGCGAGGAAUCCUGCACCCAGGACAAAUUACCUGACGGCUCUAUGGACAGACAUCACACGUGCGUGUCGGGAAAGUCUGAGAGUUUUGCUCCAGAAAAUGGAGGCUACGUUGUAACUCCUCCCACCGCCAUGCCAGCAACUCAAAACACCGACCCCGUCGACAGCUCGACCGAUAACCCUUCAGAUGAACCCCCUGCAUACACCCCCAGCCCAGAUCAGGGUUGUAUGGUCCUCCCUCAUCCAUCCGGCUACUUCACGAUGCCAAGUGUCGUCACAGGUUAGUCAGAGCCAAGAGGAUACGUGAUGAUCACACAUUCUGGAAAAUAACGAUCAAAGACUCAAUAGAUUAGUUUAAAAAAAUAAAGGGCCUACAGAGAAGGAGCCAGAGAUGGAUGUCCAGGGCUAAGCACAAUGAAUGGAGCACAGUCAAUGUAGUUCAAAUCUUUUGCUUUACAUAAACUGUCACUUUAUAAGCAAUGUCUAGCGACGGAUGAAUGUUUCGCAUGCUCUUAAUAGAAGGGGGUGAAAGACACAUUGGAGCUUCAGUCAGACUUAUCGAGUUGAAGCUGUUGUGCUGUGACAGUCUCACCAACAGAUGGCAGUGUUGCUUUAAAUGAUUGUAAGAAUUGUUCUUCUUUCCUCAGUGCAAACCGUGGAAAGCAAACAACGCAUUAGGUCGAAAAUGAAUGUUUUUCCACAGUGCCUCACAUACUUGCUGCAUUGAAUGUCCUUUCUUCUUCACAGUUUUUGCACUUAAUUCAGCUUGACAGACAUUGGCAGCCUCAUUCACUAACUGUGUACGCAGGUAUUCGUGCGCGAAAUCUGCUUAGGAACGUUUUCACGCAGAAAUCACAUUCCAUCAGUGAGUUUCAAAAACCGACUGAAUCCACAAACACGCAAAACAAAUAAAUAAUGUGAUAAUAAAUGACAUAUGUUGAGUAAUUUGUUAAGGCAAUUUUAAACUGUAUUAGAAAACUAGACUACAAAAACGAGUCUACAAACAUUUGAAAUAUUUUUGGAAUGAACAAAUUAAAUUAAACUUGCUUUACUCAGAGGUCGUGCGUACUAUAGGCUAAUAUAAAAAUAGUUUGCUGUGUUUAAACUGAUUUUGAGAAUGGUAUUGUUUGAUUCACACUAAUAUCAUACUGC